Messenger RNA from Pteronotus mesoamericanus, 648 nucleotides. RefSeq names its product 60S ribosomal protein L31-like. Bases 1 to 648 code for a protein of 215 amino acids. Lineage: Eukaryota; Metazoa; Chordata; Mammalia; Chiroptera; Mormoopidae. Gene Ontology annotation, molecular function: structural constituent of ribosome. Gene Ontology annotation, cellular component: ribosome; cytosolic large ribosomal subunit. The transcript is spliced from 3 exons. The record is from RefSeq and is a predicted model, not a curated record. Gene Ontology annotation, biological process: cytoplasmic translation.
AUGAUUGAGAGUCUGUUGAAAGUCAUCCAUGUUCUGGAAGGCCUGUACAGAGAACCUGAGAAUGUUGAAUGCGUAUGGGCUACAGUCAACAAAGAUGGGCAACCAACAGUAACCCCUCUGCCUAAAGAUUCUCCAGAAUGUUGUCCAGUAUCACUUCAUGCAGCUAUUCCUGAGGUGACGACUCAGAAGAGAGGAAGCAUUCUGACUAGCUGGUGGCACAUCUCCAGCUUGGGCAGAGGUGCUCUUUCUUUCCAACUUGGGCCUGGCAUAUUAGCUCCCGCAAAGAAGUGUGGCAAGAAGAAAAAGGGCCGUUCUGCCAUCAACGAGGCAGUGACCACAGAGUACACCAUCAACAUCCAUAAGCGCAUCCAUGGUGUGGGCUUCAAGAUGUGUGCCCCUCGGGCACUCAGAGAGAUCCAGAAAUUUGCCAUGAAGGAGAUGGGAAUUCUAGAUGCACGCGUUGACACCAAGCUUAAGAAAGCCGUCUGGGCCAAAAGAAUAAGGAAUGUCCCAUACUGGAUGGAGGUGCAGUUGUCCAGAAAAAGAAAUGAGGAUAAAGAGUCACCAAACAAGCUCUAUACGAUGGUCACCCAAGUACCUGUCCCCACUUUCAAAAAUCUACAAACAGUGAAUGUGGAGGAGAACUAA